AUGGCCGCCGUCGCGACGAAGGCCACGGGCACCGCCACCAAGAUGAAGAAGCCGCCUGCACCGACCCUCCAGACGAACACGAACGGGACAAAGCCCGCUGCGCCCUCAUCCUCCCCGAGCGGCGCCCGGAAGACGCUCCCCGGUCAAGGCCAAACUCCUACUUCUGCAUCCAGCACUGGUGCCGGAGUGAAUGGUACCGCGAGGCCAAAUCGUAGACUACAACGACUCAACACGAGAAAUAGCACGACAGACGCUACCGGUUCAGACAAACGAGGCACCAAGAAAUUCCCUGAGCCAUAUGUUCCCAAGGAAUCUCAUAUUCUACGGAAGUUCAAAGGUUGUCCACCGUCCCUCAUUGUCCAUCUGCACCCAACCCACUUCCGCUUCGAUCAACAAGAAGGAAGCUUCAGUUACCACUCCGAGAUGCGCGUCUUCAUCGAGCACCUGGCCAAAGGUACAAUACCGCAUGAUAUGGUGGAAGAGUUUCGGAAGUCGGAGGUCAAAUACUAUGACGGUUGGCUUAUAGUACGGGUGCUCGACUACAAAUCUGUCGCAAAAGACGCAGCCGCCAACGAUGCCUCUGUCGGAGACGAGAAGCCUUUCAGCAUCCACAAUUAUAACCAUUUCAUCACUCCAUCCCCCUACGUGCCAUAUCCAACGAAAGAGCAGUCGGUGGCCCGAUCACCCCCAACAAAGCCAGAACACCAGGACUCCAUAUCAGGCGACCUCAAAGAAACUCUAAACUCCGACGAUACUAUUGAUGUCGCCCCGAAGACAACGAAGCCAAAGCCCAAGAUAUAUCACGUUGCUUUGCGGCCAACCAUCCUCUCAAAGCAUAUGGAUCUGGUUAUUGAUGCUAUGACCCCUGAUCCAAAAUCUGUCAAUCGAAAACAGUCACAAGUGAACUCGAGCAAUCGAGCGCCGGGAUCAGCAGUUCCACAGACCCCGAUCUCCGGAGUCCCUGCGACGCCAACCACCGAAAAGGGUCCGCCGCACAAGAGGCUGAAAUUAAAGAUCGACCCUAAAGAUCUUGUGGAUUAUGAAGCUCGGGUGGUCAACGCCACUGCCCCGCCCCUGUACUUGGAAGCCGUUGAAAGCCUGGAAGAGGCAGAGACGCUGAUGGAAAUGCUCAAAGAUCCUUACCAUGAUGCGCGUCCUCCUUCACCAAAAAGCCGGAAGCGAACAGUCGCAGAACUCGCGGCCGAAGACGCACAUGCCAAGGAACAGGAGAGAUUCAUGCUGGUUAUGGAUGAGCGCACAUCCGGUGCAUCUGGUGCACCGAAUACGGGUGCUGUUGAUGGUCAAGCUGCCGCGGCCCUGUUCCAACCACGCUUCGAGAAGUUCAACGCGCUAGACAACAUCAAGAGAGAAAUUGCAGAGCGUAAGCAACGUGAGAAAGAUCGACAAUUGCAGGAAGAUGAGAACAGGAGAGGCCAGCAAGAACGUCUGCAAGAGGAGGAGAAGAAACGCAUAAUGAUGCAGCGAGCACAGGAGGCUAGAGUCAUCCGUGCUCGGCAGCAAGAAAUGCAAGCAGCGUUGGCAGCGCAACAGCAGACAACAGCUCAAACGAACCAAAGACCCCCUUCGCAGCAAAUGAAUGGCAUACCUCCGAAUAUGCAAAACCAGAUAAUGGCUGCGCAACAACCACGUGGCUCGCCAAUACUCAGACAAGGUACUCCACAUGCUGCUUCCUCACCGGUAGUCACGAGUGCUCCUGCACAAGGUGGGCUUCCAAUGGCAAUGUCUGGCUCUCAGCAAGGUCAUGGUUCACCAGCUCGACCCGGUUCUGCGGUUCAACAUGCUCAUCCCACCGCUCCAAUGGCGAGAGUUGGCAGUGGCCAAGCUCCUAGUCGCAACGGCACACCACAAUUGGCACAUGGCACGCCUGCUGGUGGAAUUGCCACGCCAAUCAUACGCCAAGGUACCCCAGGUCAGCACAUCAGCCAGGCAAGCCCCCACAGCAGCAUGGCGGCGCCUACACCUCAAAUGUUGCCAAAUGGAAUGAUCCAAGGCAUGCAAGGCCAAAUGAUGAAUGGUGUCCAGAGACAACCUAAUCCUCAACAGCUCGCAGAAAUGCAACGACGCCAUGCAAUGCAACAGCAGGCUGCAGCACAACAGGCCGCCAUGCACCAACAAAUGAUCAAUGGGACUCCCCAGAUGGCUCAAGCGCAGAUGGCGCAUAUGCAAGCUCAACAUCACGCACAAAUGGACCGCCAGGCUGCCAUGCAGCGUCAACAAGCACAGCAGCAAGCUAUGCAGCAGGGCACUCCACAAAGCCAGCACAUGUCACCAGUGUCUGCGCAGAGCCAGAAAGCGUACAACCAGUCCGUUGUCGAGCAUGUCAAGGCGCAGAUGCAGAGCCUUCAGCAACCACAUUCCCAAAGCUCACCAGCUCAAAAUCAGAUGACCCCUCAACAACAAGCUGCACAAAUGGCGCAGGCUCAACAACAGCAACGAAUGAUGGCUGCCCAGGCCCAAGCGCAGAACCAAAUGAUGGGUGGCAACGGCCCUCCACAACAGCGACCACAGAUCAAUCCACAGCUCCAACAAUUCUAUCAGACAACCCUCAAUGCAUAUACGCAACGCUUCCUCGGCCAAGCCGCUUCCAAAUAUGGCGGCAAUACGAAUAUGCUUCAACCUGCGGAAUUGCAACAGGUGCAAGCUCAAGCCAAACAGGCGGCUCUGACUGCCGUGCGCAAACGUCAGGCUGAGAUGAGCCAGGUUCAGAUGCAGCAGGCUCAAAUGAGGCAACAAGCUCAACAAGGUGGUGGGGGAAUGAACAUGAAUGGCGGGGGUAUGGGAAUGAAUGUGAACCCCAACAUGGCUGCAGCCUUGCAGCAGCAUCAAGCUCAGCAGAUGCAACAGAUGCAAAUGCAGCACGCUCAACAAAUGAUGGCGCAACAGCAACAUCAGCAGCAGCAACAGCAGCAGCAGCAAGGCAUGCAAUUUCAGCAUCAGCGAGGCUAG
Molecule: messenger RNA, 2967 nt
Organism: Exophiala spinifera
Lineage: Eukaryota; Fungi; Ascomycota; Eurotiomycetes; Chaetothyriales; Herpotrichiellaceae
Exons: 2
Coding region: 1-2967 (988 amino acids)
Biological process (GO): regulation of transcription by RNA polymerase II
Cellular component (GO): SAGA complex
Molecular function (GO): transcription coregulator activity
Source: RefSeq, a predicted model, not a curated record